Messenger RNA from Neohortaea acidophila, 1170 nucleotides. Its product is annotated as WD40-repeat-containing domain protein. NCBI's taxonomy places the organism in Eukaryota, Fungi, Ascomycota, Dothideomycetes, Mycosphaerellales, Teratosphaeriaceae. The transcript is spliced from 2 exons. The coding region runs from base 1 to 1170 and encodes 389 amino acids. The record is from RefSeq and is a predicted model, not a curated record. Gene Ontology annotation, molecular function: protein binding.
AUGGCUCUCCAACAGCCGCUCAACCAGCAGUCCACUCUACCGCCGGCCCAGCCAGUGUACAUCCUGCGAGGCCACGCGGCUCAAAUCCACGCCGUGCACUUCCUGCCCGACAAUCUCCGCCUCCUGACGGGCGAUGCAGAGGGCUGGAUAGUGCUUUGGAGCCUCCCAAUCAGACGUCCGCUCGCGGUAUGGAAAGCGCACAAAGAACCCAUUCUCGGGUUGGGGAGUUGGGGCAACGACAAGAUCAUCACCCACGGCCGAGACAGCAAACUCUACGUCUGGCAGCUCCGAGCAGAAGACGAAGCGACCUUCUCCACCACCCUACCAAUCGACGAUGCCGUCUCCGAACGCAAACAGCCCUGGCUCAUCCACAGUCUCACGGUCAACACUCUCAACUUCUGCUCCUUCGCAAUGUGCGCCGACGGCACGCAGUCACACUCCACCGACAUCCUCAUCGCCACGCCCGGUGUCAGCGACGGCUCGACUAACAUCACCGCUCUCCCCAGCGAACAGCGCUUCGCCACAAUCCCAAGCCCUCCAGGCCUCAAAACAGGAAUGACAAUGGCGCUCGCUCUAACCUACACCGCCCAAAGAAGCAGCCUGCGUCUCCUCGCAGGCUACGAAAGCGGACACAUCGCAGUGUGGGAACGAGGACCAAACACGUCCACGACCCGCUGGACCGCAAUCUACACCACCAAACAGCACUCGCAACCAAUUCUAUCUCUAGCGCCUACACCAGAUGGCAGCUGCUUCUUCACAAGUUCCGCUGAUGCCAUCAUAGCCCGGUAUUCCAUGCCCGAAGCCGGAGGGGCGUGCGAGGAGAAAGUUCUGCAAACCAAGCACGCGGGCCAGCAGUCCAUCUCGGUGCGAUCGGAUGGGAAAAUCUUCUCGACGGCUGGCUGGGAUGGACGGAUUAGAGUGUACUCUGUCAAGACGCUGAAGGAGCUGGCGGUGCUGAAGUGGCACAAGGAGGGGUGCUAUGCGACUGCGUUUGCUAGAAUCCAUGAGUCUGCCGCAACAGACGAUGCGGGCGGUAAAGCGGAAGAGGAAGGCGACCUAGUCAAGCGCGAUCUCACCGUCUCCGAGCAACGCGUCGAGAAAGCGAGAAGAACACAUUGGUUGGCAGCAGGGAGCAAAGACGGCAAAGUGUCAUUGUGGGAUAUCUACUGA